GACAACGCACCAGGCCACAGCUAGCCAGGACACCCCUGCCACACUGCUGACCGUUGGUGGGGAGAUGGAGUACGAGCCCAAGAAAGCCAAAAAGGGCUUUGUGUCCCCCAUCAAGCGUCUGGUCUUCCCCAAAUCGGGGCGCAGGCAGGUGGACAAGGGCAGCCUGUACCGGCGACCCCUCCACACCGUCCCUCUGUACCCGCCAGACUACCUCAUACAUCCAGAGAGGCUGAUCUAUGAUUAUGUGGAGAAGGAAGUGAAGCUUUUGGGUCACCUGACCUGGGUGUCAUGCUCACUGAACCCCUCCAGCCGUGAUGAGCUGCUGCAGCUUCUGGACACAGCCAGGACUCUGAAGGUGCUGCCUUUAAAGACGAGCCCGGAGCAGGACUGCAUCCUCAGCCUGUCCGCCCGCUGCCUGCUGCUCACCUGGAGGGACAAUGAGAAACUGCUACUGCGCAUCCCCACGCACGAGAUAGCUGCUGCCUCCUACCUGCGAGACGACGCACUGCACCUUCUGGUGCUCAAAACAGGUCUAAAUGUGGACACUGUGCUGGCGGAUGGCAGUUUGGAGAGGAAGCCCGGGGGCAUUGAGAGCAGGCGGCAAACAGUCAGCAACACUGACCCACGACCAGCCGGGGGCACUAUGGAGCGCAGGCACACCAUCUGUGGGGUGGACUGGAAGCCCUCGUCCCGACACGAGCCCAAACAGGCCGGGGCCACGGGCGGGGUCCAGGCCGGAGCACAGGGAGGGGGAGGGGCAGGGGCAGGGGCUGGGGCAGGGACCGGCAACGGUGACAGUCUGGAGCGGAAGAGGGUGAGUGGGAGCUGGGAGCGACGGCAGACCCGGAAGGCGGGCGGGAGCUGGGAGAAGAGGCCCAUGAGCGGGAGCUGGGACCGGAGGCCUGUGGGGGGCAGCUGGGAGAGGCGCAACACCGGCGGAGUCGGGGGCAGCUGGGAGAAGAGGCACGCAGGGAAGCCGGGGGGCAGCUGGGAGAGGAAGCAGACCCAGGGUGGGAGCUGGGAGCGCAGGCAGGCCUGCACGGGCAGCUGGGAGAGGGGCAAGUCCUACGGCAGCUGGGAGAGGCGGAACCACAACCCCCUGGAGCCCACCCCCUGUCCCGACGCCUACUGCAACCUGGUGAUCUUGGCGGUGGAAAGCAGAGAUGCUGCUGAAGAAUACUGUGCCCUGAUUUGUCAGAUGUUCCAGAUCAUAUAUGGUCACCAGACCAUCGAGUGUGUGGAUCGAGCAGGCUACCACUACACCACCCCUGACCGCUAUUGGCUUCAGAGAAGUGACAGCUGUCUGACAGAUAUGACAUAUGGUUAUGAAGCAGACUUCAGUUGCUGUAGCUCUUACGACGGCUCCCAAGAGGCCUUUGACCCCUACUACAGUGAGAACUACAGCGAGGGCUCGUCCUUGUCCCCGCAGGACUCGCACCGUAGCCUGGCCUCCCUGCACAGCGACAGCGACCCCAGCACAGUGGGCCUGCAGCUCAUGCAGGAGUACAUGAUCACGCUGAGGAGCAAACUGAGUCCCCAGGAGAUCCAGCAGUUUGCCCUGCUGCUAAGGGAGUACCGGCUGGGCUCCCACAUUGAGGACUUCUGCGCUGACCUGCUCCAGCUCUACGGGGAUACUAGAAAGUUCCUGCUCUUGGGCAUGAGACCAUUCAUCCCAGACAAGGACGUAGGCGUCUUCGAGAGUUUCCUGGAGGGCAUCGGCAUCCGGGAGGGUGGCAUCCUGACAGACAGCUUUGGCCGCAUCAAACGCAGCAUGAGCAGCACCUCAGCCACUGCAGUGCGGGGCUACGACAGCUGGUCCUUGCCCUCAGGGUCCCAGGACUUCAACAGAAUGAUCACCAACAUCACACAUGAUAUUGAAGCACUGGGCUUUGAGGAGGGAGAUGGGGACAUUGAGGAGGAAGACUACUACCUCUGAGAGAGGCCAAGCCAAUGGACACAAUGAAAGAUGGAUGGUUUUCUUUUCAGGGACUAAUUAAAUUGCACUAAAACUUA
Anguilla anguilla (European eel) is the source of this 2013-nucleotide messenger RNA. RefSeq names its product CCM2 like scaffold protein (gene ccm2l). Gene Ontology annotation, biological process: heart morphogenesis. NCBI's taxonomy places the organism in Eukaryota, Metazoa, Chordata, Actinopteri, Anguilliformes, Anguillidae. The record is from RefSeq and is a predicted model, not a curated record. The transcript has 10 exons. The coding region runs from base 65 to 1936 and encodes 623 amino acids.